AUGCUGAAGCCGGCUCUUCCCUCUGUGUUUCUUGUCCUGUUUACAAUACAAUGGUUUUGUGUCUAUCCUACACAGAGUACAUCGACAAGGCGGGCCGCUGCCACGUUCAAUGAUCCAGACUUUAAUUUACAGCAAUGGGCCUUUGAAAUGAUCAACUUGUAUCCUGUUUGGGAGAAAGGAUUGUUUGGGAAAGGAAUUCGGAUUCGAGUGAACGAUGGUGGCGUCGAUCCCAAUCACGCCGAAUUUCAAGGACGAUUUGAUAUCGAUGCCUCUUGUGACAAAUACGAGCCGUAUUUUUAUCGGGAGGAUUUUGAGUUUGGCCAACAUGGCACGGUGGUGGCCUCCUUGAUUGGUGCUUCCGGGAACAACAGUCAGUGUGCCAUGGGAGUAGCCCCGGAGGUGACCAUUUCGUCGUGUGUCGUGAUCGAAGCUCCCAGCUUGGACCGAACCUUUGGAGAUGGCAGUUAUCCAGCCUUCAAAUUGGACACCUUUGAUAUAUCUCAAAAUUCGUUUGGCAGAACUCCAUGUUAUCCAACGUUCGACUACAAUUUCUCUGGGACCUUUGCAGAUAUCAUGGAAUGUCCUUUUUUAUAUCGAGACAAUGAAGAUUAUAUCUUCGAAGGAGAAGUCUACAAUUUGACGCACCCCUGUGACGUUUGCGAAUUCCCGACUUCCAAUCCCGAUGAAGUGUGUUCGUUUGCGAUUUACGAACAUUGCGAUGCCUACUUUGAGAAAGAACAAGACGAAUGCUUGACCAUUCUGGAUGAGUAUAUUACUCGGGGUGAGUGCAGCUUCUGGCAAGAUUAUGAUCGAGUAUCGGAAGCCAUCGAAAAAGGUGCCACCGAAGGACGUGGCGGAAAGGGCGUUAUUUAUGUGUAUGCCUCUGGAAACAAUUUUGCGUAUGGGGACAACACCAAUUUCCAGCAGCAAGGUCGAUUCAUCAUCUUUGUUGGAGCGGUGGGAAAGAAUGGCCAGCACACACUCUAUUCGACGCCUGGCGCAUCAGUUUUCUUGACGGCACCUGCUGGUGACUACGAAGAUGCCGACACUCUCAUUGCGGCAUACGCGGGCGGAGGAUGCGACGAAACUGGUGUUGGGACCAGUUUUUCCAGUCCACUGGUAUCGGGUGUCAUUGCAUUGAUGCUCCAAGUCAACCCCGAUCUCACCUGGCGGGACGUACAAGGAAUUCUUGCCAAGACAUCACGCCCAGUCAACCACACUAUCUUUGAUGACACAUCGCAGACAACCAAUGGAGCUGGAUUGACUCAUUCCAACUUGUAUGGAUUUGGCCUUGUCGACGCCAUGGCCGCGGUCACUGCAGCUGAGAAUUGGACAUCGUAUGGCGAAGAGCAACUGAUCACAGCCAAAGUUACGGACCUGAACUUGGAGAUUGGAGAUGAUCCAUCUGUUCCAGUCAUGUCGGAGACUUUUGUAGAAUCCUCUGGUCCUCGAGUCAUUGUAGAGAAUGUAGAGGUGGACAUUUACCUCGAGCACUUGUCACGAGGUCAUUUGCAGAUUACUCUGACGUCCCCAGAUGGAACUGUUUCGGAAUUGGCGCCCGGUUCGCUCCCCGAAAAUGGUCAAGACGACCGACCGUGGGACUUUCGCACGGUUCGAUCUUGGGGAGAACUAGCCGAUGGGGUUUGGAAACUCUCAAUUGUUGAUAAUACUGAGGGCGAUGUCAGUACUUGUGCCGACAUGGCCGAUUGGAAGGUUUUGGAAAUCCCAUUUGGCAUCGCCUCGCCUGUUGGAUGUGAAUACUACGAAGUGCGUGGUGCACUUCAAGAUGGAGCAAAUGUGGACAAGGUCAACAGUCUAAUCGAUCAGGAUAUUCUCAAUGGCUGCUGCUCAUGUGGUGGUGGGCAACAAGUUAAUGGUGCCUGUGAGAGUAGUGCAGGAUUCAAUGCAACUUGUGCUGAAGUAGAAAGUGAGGGUAUUUGUGUCAAUGGUUCUCCAACAGGUGCUGCGGAAUUUCUGUUGCGAAAGGAUCCCAGAGGCAUUACCAUGAGAGAGGCAUGCUGCGUCGGAGGUGGAGGAACAAUCUACAAUGAUGCAUCGACAUUUCAAGACAUACUGUUGGGAUGGGAGCUGCGAAUUUACGGUCACGAAGGAUCACCUGCUCCCAUGGCUCCAUCGAUAGUUCCCCAAGUAUCCCCCACGAUGGGACCAUCGAUGGCUACUCAGCGGCCAACGAAUACGGAACAACCCAUAACUAUUCAGCCAACGAGUACAGUACCGGCACCACGACCUCCCUCCUCGGAUGAUGUUGCGACAUCGACAGCUUUUCGCCAGUCGUUAUCACACUACCACUGGGUGUGCAUAAUUUCGGGAAUGGCUGCUCUGUUCCUUUUGCACAAUUAA
Molecule: messenger RNA, 2361 nt
Organism: Cylindrotheca closterium
Lineage: Eukaryota; Bacillariophyta; Bacillariophyceae; Bacillariales; Bacillariaceae
Source: the annotation of a GenBank genome assembly